AUGCAGGUGAAAAAACAGAGGAGCUCCGAGGACCCUCAGCGGGAUGAUAUUAAGAAAAAGCCCUCGUGUUUCUCGAAUAUUAAGAUAUUUUUAGUGGCCGAAUGUGCUCUGAUGUUGGCACAGGGCACAGUGGGGGCAUACUUGGUAAGUGUGUUGACCACGUUGGAGCGGCGCUUCAAUCUUCAGAGCGCUGAUGUUGGUGUCAUCGCAAGCAGCUUUGAGAUCGGCAACCUGGCCCUCAUUCUCUUCGUUAGUUAUUUUGGUGCUAAAGCCCACCGUCCUCGUUUAAUUGGCUGCGGAGGCAUUGUCAUGGCUUUGGGAGCCUUGCUUUCUGCAUUACCAGAAUUCCUCGCCAGUCAAUACAAGAUCACAGACACUUGGAGCAAAGAUCAGGGCCGAGAUGUUUGCUCCAACACCUCAAAAGCUGAUGAACCAUGUGGAAACAGAGCAAACACCAACAUGAUGUACCUGCUUCUGAUUGGAGCACAGGUGUUGCUGGGAAUCGGCGCGACACCCGUUCAGCCCCUGGGUGUUUCCUACAUAGACGAUCACGUGCGGAAGAAAGAUUCUUCGCUCUAUAUCGGUAUCCUCUUUUCCACAUUGGUGUUUGGACCUGCAUGUGGUUUCAUCCUGGGAUCUGUCUGUACCAACUUUUAUGUGGAUGCUUUGUUCAUCGACACAACUCAGCUGAACAUCACCCCCGAUGACCCGCGCUGGAUUGGUGCAUGGUGGGGCGGAUUCCUCAUCUGCGGUGCCUUACUCUUCUUCUCGGCCCUCUUCAUGUUUGGUUUCCCUCAAUCCCUGCCCAGCAAGGAGAUGGAAGGAGUGCCUGAAAGUGAACAGGCCAUGCUGCCCGCGUCUUUAUCACAGGAUUUUGAGAAAUCCAAGCCCAGCAAUGGAGUCGUGCAGAACUACCAGCCCAACAGCAACAGUCUGUCCUGCUGCCAGCAGCUCAGAGUUAUUCCCAAGGUGACCAAGCACCUGCUGUCAAACCCAGUGUUCACUUGCAUCGUCUUGGCCGCCUGUAUGGAGAUUGCGGUUGUUGCUGGCUUUGCUGCUUUCCUGGGCAAAUACCUGGAGCAGCAGUUCAACCUCACCACCUCUUCUGCUAACCAGCUGCUGGGCAUGACGGCGAUCCCAUGUGCCUGUCUGGGCAUAUUUCUGGGAGGUUUGCUGGUGAAGAAGCUGAAUCUGUCUGCUCUGGGAGCCAUUCGGAUGGCCAUGCUGGUCAAUCUGAUCUCCACCGCCUGCUACGUGUCUUUCCUCUUCCUGGGCUGUGACACGGGUCCUGUCGCCGGGGUGACCGUCGCCUAUGGCAACGAGACACUGCAAGUAGGCCAGACACCGGAAGCCCCCUGCAUGAGUCAUUGUAACUGCUACACUUCAUCCGUCAGCCCGGUUUGUGGCUCCAACGGUGUGACCUACUUGUCCUCAUGUUUCGCCGGCUGCACCAGAGCCAUCAGUACCGGACUACCAGCUCCGCUCUCUCAGAACCUGUCAGGAUGUGCAUGUAUUUCCGGAUACAAUGACUUUGCCACAGCUGUGCCAGGCAAGUGCCCGCGGCCAGGCUGCCAGGAGGCCUUUCUCACCUUCCUGUGUGUGAUCUGUGGCUGCAGUAUGAUCGGGGCAAUGGCCCAAACCCCAUCUGUCAUCAUACUCAUCAGAACUGUCAGCCCAGAGCUGAAGUCAUACGCCCUUGGAGUUCUUUUUCUGUUGCUGAGACUCUUAGGGUUCAUUCCCCCUCCUUUGAUAUUUGGUGCUGGGAUCGACUCCACAUGUCUUUUCUGGAGUGCCGAAUGCGGGGUCAAAGGUGCCUGUCUGCUGUACGAUAACGUGACCUACCGGCACCUGUACAUCAGCAUGGCUAUCGUCCUCAAAAUCAUGGCGUUCCUCCUCUACACCACCACCUGGCAUUGCCUGCGCAGAAACUACAAGAAAUACAUCAAAAACAUUGAGGGCUACCUCACCCCCACUGAAGUGUUCUCGUCCAGCAUGAACCUGGACAGUCUCGGAAAGGACAGCAGUCAAAGUCAAGUCAACAGGACUAAAUUUAUAUACAACCUGGAGGAUCACGAGUGGUGCGAAAACAUGGAGUCCGUUUUAUAG
Messenger RNA from Danio rerio (zebrafish), 2106 nucleotides. It is a transcript of the gene slco3a1a, whose product is annotated as solute carrier organic anion transporter family member 3A1a. The record is from RefSeq and is marked provisional. Gene Ontology annotation, molecular function: serine-type endopeptidase inhibitor activity. Gene Ontology annotation, biological process: prostaglandin transport; transmembrane transport. Gene Ontology annotation, cellular component: membrane; plasma membrane. Lineage: Eukaryota; Metazoa; Chordata; Actinopteri; Cypriniformes; Danionidae.